Molecule: messenger RNA, 1223 nt
Organism: Melanaphis sacchari
Lineage: Eukaryota; Metazoa; Arthropoda; Insecta; Hemiptera; Aphididae
Product: alpha-tocopherol transfer protein-like
Exons: 7
Coding region: 151-969 (272 amino acids)
Cellular component (GO): membrane
Molecular function (GO): phosphatidylinositol bisphosphate binding
Source: RefSeq, a predicted model, not a curated record
UAUCUCUACCAUGGCAUUUAACACACAACCGUUGAUUGAGAGUAUUGCACACUGCAUAAACGUAUUGCAGUAUUGUAAAGUGUUUGUUUGCCAGUUACUUAACACCUAUUACUUUUUGUCAGCACCGUCGAAAUUUAAAGGUCCAACAAAAUGUAUCAACCGGAAACAAGUUACGAAGAAUUUCUGAAGUCAGAACAAGAAAAGUAUCCGGAAUUAGAUUUGAAAGACAUCGAAGAGCUAAAAGAACGAUUGAAAGCAAACGCUGACUUACCUCCUAUACGAGACAAAUUAAUCGUCAUGUUCCUCCACAGUAGUUAUUUCGAUGUCGAUCAGGCGUACAAAACAAUCACUACUCACUACAAGUACCGUAAAGAACUGCCACAAGUUUUUGAAAACUAUGAUCCGUCGUCUGAAGAGAUGAAACAGGUAUUCGAUAAUAUGAGCAUUUGCAUAGUGUUAAAUCCUAGUACUGGCAAACAAGAGCGCCUUCUAUACACAAAUUUUAAAAAUACCGACCCUGAUGAGUACGACUACGUGCGUUGUUGUAGAUACUUUUUUAUGAUGUUAGAAUAUUUAAUGGUUACAAGUGGUACAUUUGAAGGUGUGGUAUUAACAAUGAACAGCAAAGGCGUAUGUUGGCGGCAUAUCACCAAGACGCCGAUGAAUACAUUGAAGAAAUUACUUGGAUUCGUACAAGAGGCACUACCGGUGCGACUUAAAGAAGUGCAUGUUUUAAAUUCUGGAACGAUAAUUAGUAUGUUAAUUAAUAUAAUCAGACCAUUUAUGAGAAGUAAUCUUUUAAACCUGCUAAAAGUAUUUCCAGAGGGUUCGAAAGACAUUUUCAAUCACAUGCCCAUCGAUAUAAUGCCGCAAGAAAUAGGGGGAAACGGAAAAUCACAUUAUGAAUAUUGCGAAGAAACGUAUAAACAAAUGCUUUCUGCUCGUGAUUUUUUUUUGUCUUUGAAUUAGUACUUAAAUUUCAUUUCUAAUAAUGGGCUAACAAAGAAAUGAUAUAUGAUACAUAGUGCGGAGUAAAUAUAAAUACAUUAUUAGAGUAUCUUAAAAUUUUUAGUAGAUAUUAUAAAACUUAUUAAAAACAAUUUGAUAUAAUAUUUAUAAUGGGUCACACAAACGUCUAUCGGAGUUCAAUGAAUUAUUAAACAGGUACUUUUUGUUUAAAAUGACAAAAAAUGACCUGUUAAAUAACAUUUUUUUAAAUAUUG